GUAGUCAGUUUAAUAGAUUUUUUUUUUGCAAUGAAUUUUUCAUAUAUUUUCAACAAGACGACAAUAACGACGUUGACGACCACCAAUAUCUGUGACUGCAGAGUGAAUGAAUUUUUUUUUUUUUUUUUUUUUUGGUCAUUUCUGUUUCACACUAAUUCAUCAUCAAAUGAAUUAUGGAUCCUAUAUAUGGACAGUAUAUUUCCUAUAUAAGAACAAUUCAUACACGCCCAAAUGAUGAAAUUUUUGACCCAAUAUAUUCUCAUCAUAUUCAUUUCAACGUUGAAAAUUGUAUUCAACAAGAUUUUUUUACAAUAAUGAUUCAAGAAUUUAAAAAAAAAAUUCUCUAACCUCGAACAAAGACCUCUGUAUAUUAAUUUGUGUGUGUGUGUGUCGGUGUAGUAUAUGCAAUACAGAACAGAAAAAAAACGUCAAUUAACAAGAAGAUAAUACAAAGAUAAAUUAUCCUUCAUUUGUUUGGCCAUUUAGCUGAUCUUUUUUUUCUGCUGACUGAUUUUGACAUCAUUACCACCAUUUCGAAUGGUGGCACAACCCCAAAAAUAAAAAAUAACUAUUUCGUCGUUAACACACAACGAUCAUACAGCACACCAUUUCCAUUGUCGACAACAAAUUAUCAUCGAGGACAUUUCCUUAGGAAAGUUCAACAUCAUAACAUAGUCAAUCGAUUUUUUUCCUUUUUUGUAUAGUUAUGAUCAAUCGAAUGAUUGACGUUUUCAGAUGAUUUUUUUUGUUUGCUGUUUUUUGUUAUCCUCAAAGUUUUAUUUUCGAUUCCUGACCAUUAUUCGGAAUAAGAUUAUUAAUUAUUAAAAACGAAUCAUCCGAUAUUGAUAGUGAUAUUAGCGCAUUGAAAGAAGGAAAAAACGUCAACAGUUUAUCAAUCAAAACAUCACUAGAUCAUCCUAUACAAUACAAUGUCCUUUCAACACGACGUUAUCAUCGACUACAUUGCAAUUAAUACACAAUCUAAUCAUAGAAAUCGACUAAUGAUCAACAAUAGAACAAUCGAUACGGACACAGAAUUUUUAUUCUCAUUUGAUUUUACGAAUCUUAUUUAACCAGAUUUUUUUCUGGUCAUUAUGAUCAGAAACGAUAUUUUAAUUUGAAUUUUUUUCCACAUUUUAAAUAUUUUAUUCGGCUUUCGUCUACACACCCCAUUUUCAAUCAUUAAACCAUGGCCGAAAUUAAUAAUAAAUCCUCGCUGCUUAUCAAUGGACAACAACAACAGCAACAGUCUCAACUUUUAUCUCAACAUCAAAUUAGUGAUAAUUUUAUCCUCAAAGACAGUUCAUGUCAAUGGAACAAUAUUCAAACAUUUCAAAACAUCGAUACCGAAUCAUUGUUACGUUUAGAAAGUUUGAUUAAUGAAUUUUUUCUUCCCAUCACCGGUAAUGAACGAAAACGACAAAUUGAACAAUCACUUGCCGAAUUUUCUAACACAUCAAAUUCAUGGCAAAUUUCAUUCAUUUAUUUCGAACGUACAUCGAAUGAAUAUACGAAAAUGUACUGCCUAACUGUGAUCGAAUCAUUUAUCAAUCAACGAUGGCAUACAUUAUCCAAUGAUGUUCGUCAAUCAUUUCGUACAUCAUUAUGGAAACAUUUGUUUGAAAAUCAUGCUAACAUUACUCCGGCAAUUCGAAAUAAAUUCUGCAAGAUAUUAGUCACAAUAGCUCGUUAUGAUUGGCCUUAUCAAUAUCCAGAUUUUAUGUCAAAUAUUCUGGAAUUACUUACACCGGAUCCUGGUCAGAAUAUACUACAUUCAGCUACGUUAAUUUUAUUGGGAUUAAAUCUACUAGGAACUGCGGUUGAAGAAUUAUCAUCGAAUAAAUCUUAUCAUAAUCAUUUCGCGGGCACAAUUGAAUUGGUACGAAUUUUACAAUCGCAAUUACCAAACAUGUUACAAGCUUUAACCCUAUUGUUGGAAUCAAUCAUUUCGAAACAUGUUAAUUAUUAUUCGGCCACACCUCCACCAUCGCCAACAUCGAUACAUAAUCAGAAUAGUAAUAGCAGUAGUAGUAGUAGCCGUAGUAAUGCCGGUAGUCCACCGAAUAUUCUUUCACACAUCAUUAAAUCUAAUGAUACAUUAGGUAAUGUCUUUCAAAUGAGCCUAAAAAAGGGAUUAUUACAUUCCAUACCAGAAAUGGACCAGGAAUUUGUUCACCUUACAUCACAAAUUUUUGUUUGUUUAUCACAAAUCAUUGAUUUUAUGCCCGUCAGCUAUUUCCAAUCCAUCAAUUCUACAUUAUUAUCCGCCCUCUAUGUAUUGGCUACAUUCGGUUCGAUAAAUUCAUCAUAUAAUUCAUCGAAAUUAGGUCUGAUCUCGAUGAACUGUAUCAAUGAAUUGAUAUCAAAAGUAUCGACAUUCGAUUCGGAAGCAAAUGAAUUCAUCUACAAUGUAUUUCAUAAUACAUUUCUAAUACUACAAUUGAUUGUUUCAUCAUCUUUGAAAUCACCUAAUGAUGGCGAAACAAGAUUCGAUGAGAUUGAUGAAGAUUAUCUGAAAAAAUUUAUUGAUUUUCUUAAAUUAUUCAUUGGUAAUCAUUUGGGUCGUUUUGAAAAAUUUAUAUCGUUUCCAACAAAAGAUUUUCUCCAAUUAUUAUUCGAAUUUACGACAAAAAUGUGCCAUUCAUAUGAAUGUUAUCUAAUGUUAUUGGAUACCUGGUCAGUUUAUUUUGAUUAUCUAGAAAAUUAUAUCAACCAGAUUGCAGCCAGUAAACAACAUAAAGAUAAAAGAAACGUUAGGGAUGAAAAAUUCGAAUCAAUCAAAGAGCCUAUAUUAUCGUUUUUAUUGUUCAUUUUACGUUCCAUACAAUAUAGUUGUAAUCAAGAUUAUCUUAAACAUUUAGAUGAUCAAACACCUGAAGAUGAUUGUCGAACAGAAUUGGAAAACUAUAUUUAUCAAUCAAUAGAAAUUGUGGCUAAAAUCGCCGAUAUAUAUCCAGAAGAAACAAUUAAUUAUAUUGAUAAUUAUUACAAUGAAAAACUACAGAAUCUAUAUUAUGGUUUAGAAUUUCUAGUGAAUAAUAAUAAUAAUAAUAAACCAACACCAUCAUCAAUGAUGAUAAAUGGUGAUGGAAAAUCAUAUCAUUGUUCAUCACCAACGAAUGAUCAUCAUAAUCAUGUUCCAACCGAACAAUUGAAAUUACGUUUAGAAGAUUUUAUCAUUACACUUCAAGUGAUUUCACGUUUUGCAAAUUAUUUCAUCGAUAUACAAUUUGAAAAAUAUUUUCUUCGUAUCAAAAUGAAAUUUGAUAAAUUAUGUGAGAUUCUACAUUUUAUUGAAAUGCAUAAAUUUGAUAAUGAUAUGUAUGGACAAACAACAGCAACGAAUCCAUUUUUGAGCGAAUUCCUUAUGCUCAAAGCACAAAUUAUAGCCACAUUCAAAGCUUAUAUCGUAUGGUAUCAACAAGUUUGUUGUGCCAGUGAUAAACAUUCGAUUCAAAUAGCUCAAGCAAUUGAUCAUAUUACCAUUAUAAUCAAUACAUGUUGUUCGAUUAUCUGUGAUAAUAAUAACUGUACUCAUUUAUCGACUAUCGAUCAUCAUCAUUCGAUUACGGCCAAUGUCGAUUGUCAAUCGCCGCGUAUUUCAAAAUGUUUGGAUUCAAAAAAGAAAAUGUUCCAUAGUGCAGCAUUAACAUUGAAUACAUUUUCAGCUAAUGUUCGACCAUCGUUUGUAUUCAAUUUGCAAUCGGUGCAAAGACUUUUUGAUCAAAAUUUUCAAUCCAAUCUGUUGAAAUUAAACGUGACAGACAAAGGAAAAUACGAAUCGAUUUUGCCAUCGCUUGUUGAUAAGAUUUUAAUUUCACAAUCAAUUUCAAAUUUUUUGAUUCUACCAUGGUUUCAGCUAUCAAAUGAACAACAAAAUUGGGAACGUCGAUCAAUCUGUUUAAAUAUGUUUAUCGGAAAUUUUUUGCAUUUAUUUAAUGAUCUUGAUCUUAGUGAUUCGAAUCGUAUUAUAGCUACUGCUAUGCAAGAUGAAAACAUUGAAGCAACAAAAAAAUGUCCAAAUGUUUAUUGUCGAUCAUUGUACAUAUUGAAACAAGUGAUUAAAUCACAUUCAGAUUCUCCAUUAAAAAGUAAACAAAUGUUAUUGAUCAGUUUAAAUUCAUCCUUGGAAGCAUUCAUACAGCUGUUGACACAUAAUCAACUAUUAAAUUCAACAAUUGUCGGUUGUCAGAUAACCGAACAUAUCCUUUCAUUAUUCAUUGUCGUAUUCAAAGUUUUAUUUGCACGUAUUCAUAUGGAUUUUGUCGAACGAACCAUACAGUCACUGUUGCAGAUAAUAAAUCGCCAUAAUUUUAUGGUACCCAUUUCCAGAGAUACAAGUUUAUCGAAUUCGAAUAAUAACAAUAGUGAAGCAUGGCCCGGUUUACGGGUGAUAAUUAAAUUUUUAAAAUUAUUAAUUCUUGUCAUUGGACAACAAUCAUUGAAUUCAUUUAUACGGACAAUAUUGCCGGAUAUUAUUGAUUUUGCUGUGAUUCGAAUUCAAACCACCAUGAUCAAUGUUAAAUCACCGAUGACUAUUUAUUUUAAAAAUUCAACCGGAUUUCAUUAUGAUAUCUAUCAUAAAAUGUUAAAAGUUUAUUAUGGUUUUUUAUAUGAGCUUUUGCUCAAUAAUUGUCGUUAUUUUUUUCCACAACGACUCAAUUCAAUACAACAACAGUGUGUUGUGCCAACAACGUCAUCGUCGCCGAUUAAAACACAAAACGGUCAUCAUCAUAAUCAUGUAAUUGAUAGUCAACAGCAAAGACAUUUUGAUUCAAUCAUGGAAAUUAUUGGCGAAUCAUUUUUGCAACCGGAAAACAUACAUUUAUUUCGACAAAAUGUUGAUGCAUUAGAAUCGAUGAAUCAAAAAUUAAAACUAUAUGAACGUUUGAAUUUUAGAGAAAAAUUUCGUGAACGAUACCUUUUUCUAUUCAUGCAAACAUUACUUGAUCAUUCGUUGGAUUUAUUACAAGAAUCUCUAUUCACAAUCAUCUAUCAUUUAGCUCAAGUUGAUUUUCCACAAUUUUAUGAAUCAUUUAUGCCGAAAUAUAUUUCAAAUCUAUCACUAUUGAAUGAUCAACAACGAUUGGAAUUGAUGACAGAUUUUAAAAUGGAACAUCAUCAUCAUCAUCAUCAACAAAUACAGAUUGAUUUUCCUACAUUUAGUUCAAAAUUGAAUCAACUUUUAUGCAACGUUCGUUUCUUUUACAAGUGCAAUAUCUAAUAUCUGAUGUUUUGAAUGAUUGUACCAGGAACGCGUUUAUCAUAUAUUUUCGUUGUAACUCUCUCAACACACAAUUGUCAAAUACUUUUAUGCAUGAUGAUAUUUUUUUUUUUUUUUUUUUUGAAUGAAUUUUCGUCUCAUCUUAUAUAUACAUACACAUUCGACAUUUUACACAACACAUUAUCUAUUUUGCAUGGAUUUUAUCUUUUUUUUCUGAAAGAAUUUUUUUCCUCUUUAGUAAU
Messenger RNA from Dermatophagoides farinae (American house dust mite), 5466 nucleotides. RefSeq names its product exportin ellipsoid body open (gene ebo). The record is from RefSeq and is a predicted model, not a curated record. Gene Ontology annotation, biological process: protein export from nucleus. Lineage: Eukaryota; Metazoa; Arthropoda; Arachnida; Sarcoptiformes; Pyroglyphidae. Gene Ontology annotation, molecular function: nuclear export signal receptor activity.